AUGAGUUCUUCCCAACUACUACUAUUCUUGGUCAUAUUCAUUGGCUCAACAAUUUCUGAAUUGGUGUUCACACCUUAUAAGUCUGCCGAGCAGUACAAAUGCGGAUCUUUCAUGGAAGACAGGAAUGGCAGAAAGGCAGAUGCCGUCCUUAGCUUCUACUACAACACAAUCGACCAGUUCAUCACUCUCAUCUCUUCGCCAUUUCCCCAUCAAGGUUAGUGCUUCCUACACUCAAAAGAUCUCUCUUUUUUUUGUGUUUCGAAAUCGUUUCUCGCUUACAUUUCAUUUCGCAUUAGUACCGCGAACCAAAUCGAGAAGAAAAAGAGACGCGAAAGUGGAUCAUGAACAAAAACUAGCCAGGAUUAGCCCCUCCGAGAGAUGUUCCGCUUGGAUUCUCCCCCAAUUUUUGUUUGAUACAGUAGACAAAAAAGUGAGAAGUUGACGCUCCCGGUCUGCUGAACUAGGAUGCAAAACCUCCCCAAGGGCGUAUUUAUUUGAUGAACUCGUCUUCGGAAGAGGAACGGAUGAUCGAUGCAAUUGUGUCGUUUGCGUUCUGGAUUCAAAUGCUCUUUCUGCUAGACUUUUUGUACACGAUUUAUGUACAAAUGAGGUAAUCCGCCGUCGUGUCUGCGUCGAUUAGUAUCUUCGCGAAUCAACUCAGCAAACACUUGAGACAAACCCAAAAGCGCCUUGGCGCUCUCCUUCAACCACCAGCCACCCAAACAUUCCGUAAAUUUUCGAUUCAUUACACGCAAAUGAAUAAUAAAUAUAGCAAAAAACUCUAUCCGGGAAUGUGAUUUCUUAUUCCACACCUCCGUGGCGAAAAAAAACGCGGGGUGAAUGUAAUGCAAUAUGUACUUGACCACACCGUCAACCACCCAAAAAUUCUCGCCGGCCCGAUAUAUUCCGGUUUUGACACUGACAUUGACACAUUUUUGUGUUGUAUUGGGGCAAAUUGCGUCGACACUCAACCUAACAAUUGGCGAAUUUCAAGUGCGAACGAUUACAUUGGCAACAGAACACAAAAACCAAUUACUAACGGGACCGAAUUAAAACAGUGCUCUUCAAUUCAAUUUUCAGAUUUGCUGAGCAACGACGCCCUCACUGGCGAUCUCAACGAACUUCAAUUGUCUGUGGAGAAGAAGUACUGGCAGGUCGGUGAGAUUCCCAUCGGAGGGUUGAAGCGUCUUUUGUCUUAUUGCUUACUCUCGUGAUUCUCUUUCUUGUGCUCCCCCGCGCGCGUACCUAAAUCCUUCUGACCAACACGCUUAACGUAAGUGACCCGUACACUAACUGCGUUCUUUCGAAACUUGAUUACGAACCGCGCCAAAGUUUGUAUGCAUAUGAUAAUAGGAUUUGGAAUGAAGGAAGACGGAAUUCCUCUUCGUCGCUCGGAAAUGGAAUUAUGUUCAGUGUUGGCCAGAGGAGGAAGAACUUGACGAACGGGACACAUCGUCCGAGGCAAUAAAAGGAAGGGGGUUUAUGAAUAUAUCACCUUAUUGGUGCUUGAUGAACCGUUCGCCGCAAUCGGGUUUUCAAAGUUUGGGUUGUAAGAGGAGACCAUUCAUUUUUAUGGCGCAUUAGGCACGUAUGAAUGUUAAAUGUUGAAUGCAACGAUGACCGAAUGCCGGAAUUUGAAGAAAAUAUCCGCGAAUCCCGGAAUUUGUUACAAAGUGCAAGUGAAUGGUCAAUUCCCUGCACACAUUCCGUUUAUUUGAUCAUUUAACCCAGACCUUGUGCUGGUGGUCACCGCACAAACCAAUGAAUCAUUCAUUAGAUUCUAUUGGCUUUCCAGUCGGAUGAAUCAUGAGCGCACCGUGAAAGAAAGAGCCCCGUCUUCCUGUAAAAACAUGUGUGGAGGGAUUGUCGCAAAAGCAAACAAUAGCUGCUGUGCUCGGAACUGGAAUGCGUGGUGGUCACUUGCGGGCGUGUAUAGCUCUUUUCUUCCCAUCAUGCCGCUAAGCGUUCUGCUAUUCAAUCGCGACAAAGUAUCGGAUUACGCAUGUUUCGCAAAAUCUAAGAUUCAUGCGUGAGCGCGGCGUUAAGGGAAUUGAAUUGUUGAAGUGGCGGGGAAAAGUACGAUAGGAACUAUAGUGCUCCUUUAUCUAAUUCUCAUGUCAUCUCCAUCCUCCAUUCGUCAGUCAAGCAGGAAACGUGCCUGCCUGCUACAUGCUUUUGAAAAAGAUGACAUUAAACCUGUAUCUCUUUGCCCAUCUGUGCCUAACCAAAAAAAGAGGGAGAUCUUAUCGACACAUGUCGCCGGUUGUGUUUUAUCGGAGCAGUUGAGUUUUAACAAAAAAGGAAACGAAAUGUUUGCAUUUUACACAAUGUGCGACGAUCUCGGCGAAUUUAUUUAGGUUUAGGUAGCCGGCGAGCACGAGAAAGGGAAAAGCAAAGAAACUAUUUUGUUGACGAGUGGAGAGCACUUUUCAACAAGCCGAAAGUGGAGAAAUUGUUAAUGAUUAACCUUUUUUCAGUGGAUCGAGUGGCAAAAAGGAUGGAUCGUCUUGUCUGCCGGACUCGUCGCAAUCAGUCUUCUUUUUGUGGUCUUUUAUGUAUUUUACAAGUGAGCAUGAUGGAUGAGAACGGACAAAAACAUGAACAAUUCAGAAUGUGCGUUUGCAUCUGCUCGCGGUCCUCAAAAAAACAGAACACAGAUGCGAGAUAUGAUGGCUGCAAACGUAGUUUGUGCAAUCUCCUUCUUUUUGGACUUGUCAGCGCGAAUGCGUAAGAAAUAAUAUCAUAAACAGUAAAAGUUGAACCUAGGAAACAUUUUUUAGAUUUGUGGCCUUCACACUGCUUAUGACCAGCCAAUAUGCUCAAAUCGGCUUGGACAAACUCCCGAACAGAAUGAAUCAAUGCAUUGACGAUCUACAAGUCUACAAGAGGGACAGUGACAUGGUCUCGUUCUUUCAAUUGGUUUCAAAAUUUCAAAGAAUCUAUUUCAGAGAAUCCGAAAACUUCUCAUCGAAGACUACCAGGUACUCAAUACAACUAUCACAAAACAAUUGGCUUCAGCUGGACACAAUGUGGUGGAUCGUGUCAAGAAAUUGACUGGUGCACAUGUCAUUGACGUUUUCAUGAACGUUAGCAAUGGUUGGAAAGCGUGUUUUUCAAGAUUCUCAUUAACUUUUUUGUUUAGUUGCCAAAGAGAUGCACGAUGGUUUGGAAUCUGUCCACGGAAAAGUGAAAUUCUUGAACGAAGAAGGAUCUAGAUUCGAGGUACUGUGCACUUCUGCAAUUCUCAGGAGGAUUAACCGCAUUAUAGGCCGAGUUCUCACGAUUACGGAACACUGCUAAUGAAGAGCUCGUCAAGUGCCUCGAGAAUGAGCUGGAGCCCGUGCGGAGUAUGUGCGCGAAAGCGGAACGGCUUCUCGAGAGUCUCGCCGUCACUCAAUUCAAAAUUGACCCUGUUAGUCACUUCAGUCCAAGGGACCGCUCAAACUCUUUCUAUUCAGAAGUUCCUUCCGGUCGCUACAGAGAACGGAUUGUCGGAAAUUGUGAAUGCCAACAUCUCGCAAGUUCUCGCCGCGUCAAAUGCUCAGUUCGAGCAAUUGGAGAACAGAAUUCAGCACGAAAUUGACAAAGAAACACAUUGUGAGAGCAAAAUCAAAGGGGAUGGCUGAAAAUUAAUAAUAUAUUCAGCUGCACACAACAUGUUGAAGCAAAUUGGUGACGACCUGUUUCUUGUUGCGGAGACUAUUUCAACACAAUUGAGAAAAGUCAACUUCGAGGGACUCUACAGCUCUAUUGCCGCUGUUUCGGACCCAAAAAAGACACCCACAAUGAAGUUCAUUCAGUACAGGUCAGUUUCUAGCAGUGCAUCUUCUCAGAUUUCAAAAUUGCAUUUUCAGCUGGUACGUGUCUCUUGUGGUCACCAGUCUAUUCAUCUUGCUGGCUCUCAUCUUCCUGUUUGGUGUGCUUUAUGGAAUUUGUGGAAGACGACCCACGUAUUACAACGAUGACUGUUGUGUCAGAAGCACCGGCGGAAAGUUCUAUUCAUUGUGAGUUCCACCAGUUUCGCAUGUUCCAAUAACGGUUUUUUUAGUGGCAUAUGGGUAUUUCUGCUGAUAUUCGUUUUCUUGGCUGCUGGAACUGCUGUCCUCAUGUUUUCGGUUGGAAACUUCUCCAGUUUGGUUUGUCAGCCACUGAGAAACCCCUUGAGUCAUCCGGAUUCUCUAUCGGUUAGCUCAUCUUUGUCAAACUUGAACUUUUCAUCUUUUUUAGCUUGCCGAAAGAUAUAUCGACAUUUGGAAGACUAGUCACCCUCCAGAGAACGACAUCGAGGUCACUUUGCAGACAAAGGGACCGGCGGAAAUCAUCCGAGCAUGCUCUAGAAAUGAGACAUUGUACAAUCUUUAUGAUUUCGACAAAAAAUAUCAUCUCAAUCAGUUACAGGUAGAGAAAAAUAAGGGAAACUGAACUUCACAUUUAAAUCUUCAGGAUUUUGAAAAGGAAUCGUACAACCAGCUCCAAAUCUUCUUGAGGACCACAAUGGAGAACAUGCCAGAAAUCCGUCCCCUAGAUGCAUUCAUUUCCAGGAGUGAAUUGCAUGAUUUGGAAAAACUGGCAGUUGUGAAUGUAUCAAAAGUCAGUCAGCAGGGACUGAACGCGGUAAGCCAGAUAAUCAGAAUGCAUAGUUUGAGAUACACAGUUUUUAGAUCAAACAUGCUAUGGAUGAACUUGAUUUGGUGUCGAAAACCAGAGAGUUCGAAGAGUCAUUGGAUGCAAACGCUGGCAAACCAAAAGCCGUCACUCUUGUUUUGGAACAGAUUCGAGAGUUAGAGGCGCAGUUUGCAAAGCCUUUGAGGAGCAGAUUAGAUGUUCUAUACUCUAACAUCACGCAAUUGGAUCAGAAGUGAGUUCUAAAAACAUUGAAAGUUAUUCUGACUUGUUUUUUUCCCAGAUUGUCUCAAUUGCAAGUCCCGGUCUCUUCCCUUUUAGUAAAACUGCAACAUGCGCAAGCUCUGCUGGCUGAGAACAUGAAAGAACAUUUCGGACGUGCUGCAAAGGAAGAGUUCCAGCAAAUGGUUGACCACAUAGAUCAAUACAUUUCACACGUGAAGCAUCAGGUAAAAUUUGAAGUUUAAUGGCUGCUCAAUCCUCAAGUCUGUUUAGAUGGAAAGUGACGUCACAUCUUGUCAACCAUUGACUCAAAUUGCCAGACAAACAACGUCUGCAAUUUGUUCUUACACCAUUGAUCCCUAUGUACGUUUACAACAAACAACAUAAUUAAAAAGUCUGGAAUUCAUUUUCAGAACGGAACGUGGAUGUGCAUGCUCAUCUGCUUGGCGUUGUUGGUGCCAAUCGUUGUCAUUUCCAACUCGCUGAUCAGUCUCUACUCGAAAAUGCACGCGUUUCCAAAAUAGUGAGUUUCACGCCCAGCCUAACGUUUUUUUUUUCAAAUUUAAAUUUCAGUAUUGUGGAGCCACCGUCUGAAACGCAUCACAUGUCGUCAUUCAUAACAGAUACCUAUGACACGAGGCCUAAACCGUAAGAAGAUAAUAUUUGUUACAGAAAUAAUGUAAUUUUUCAGAGGAUAUGCAAACUAUACGUACACAGACGAUUACCAAAGGACGUAUCGAUGA
Molecule: messenger RNA, 5588 nt
Organism: Caenorhabditis sp. 36 PRJEB53466
Lineage: Eukaryota; Metazoa; Nematoda; Chromadorea; Rhabditida; Rhabditidae
Source: the annotation of a GenBank genome assembly